GCUGAAGCUCGAGUGUAACGUUGAUAUUCUUGCCGAUCGCGCUUCAGCACGAGGAAAUGGCCUGGUCCCUCGCCCUCGUCGCGCUCAGCGCAUUUGCGUUAGUAUCCAGCGUUAUGGGCCACGGCGGUGGUCUUCACGACUGGACUUUCUUGCCGGAGCCGUCUCCAGGCCGAGAGUUCAUUCGGCACGAGGUCGCAAGCUGCUCACGCUUCGUGCCAGUGCCAGACUCGGCGAACCUCGGCCCCCUCCCCGCGUUUCCGUCGCCGGCCUCGUCUAUCCAGGUUGUCUCCGGCAGUGCUUCCAUUUUCUACUUCCUUGACGGCAACUGCACGGACCGCGCCACCACCAGCAUUGACAUGGACGUGAACAUCACACUCAACGGCCAGCCGUACGCGGGACGCCAGAUCAACGGCUACGGCUUCAUCGGCAACUGCUCCAACCCAAUCGACCUGUACCGACACAAUGCCAGCCGCGGCGACGACCGCUUCAACAUGGUCUGGUUCAAGAAGGAGAACUCCAACACCACCGAGGACGGCAACCUGUUCGGUGCGGCUCCCAACGUGUUUAUCAGCCGCGUGCCGCCCGCCGCCGACGCCCUUCGCUCCCUGGUGCUGUACCCCUCGCCCGCGGACAGCGUGCCGAUCUGCUGUGACCUGGUCUACAACCCCCCGCCCCCCGCCGACUUCUUCACCCAGGGCACGUUCUGCCGUACCCCCGCCCCGCCGCCGCCCAGCCCUCCCUCGCCCCCCAACUCUCCGCCACCCGCCACCCGCCGCGCGUCGCCCCCGCCCCGCCGCACCCCUCCCCGCAAGCAGCUGCCCAAGUAAAUGGUCAGUCAACAUUACGCCGUGGGCACCUAGCAACUCAGCAGUAAAGCACUUGGCGGUUGCACGAGCUGUGCGGGAUCGGAGGCAGGUCAACGGCUCCCCACGGCUGUGUGGUGCUGCAGCCUGACUCCCGCAUUGCGCCCGCCAUGUGGGGGUUGGCCAAGGUUGUUGUUGGCGGGCUAUUUAAGUCGUUCUCUGUCCUGGGCACCAGAUCGUGUCAGCACUGAGGUUGGUUAGGGAUGACCGGGAGAGUCGAAGGGGCAAUUGCCCUUGGGUUGGGUUAGUGCCCGAGCCAGUUACUGUAUCCAAAGCAUACCAAAAUUCAAGUGCAUGUGUGGGCCUAACUCGCAUGCCACAUGCCUCGAGAAUGCUUCCUUUGCUUAGGCUGCGGUGCGGUCUCUCACACUAGCGGACGUUUGUGCACCAGAGGCCCUGCUCACGUUAACAUUAGCAAGCUUCUUCAGGACUGUUAAAAGCGUGGAAUACUGAAUAGUUCGGAGGACCCACCCACCAUGGGUUGUGGAUGCCUAGGUUUCGUGUUCGGCUGUGUCAGGCGCAGGAGAGUGAUCUGCCAGGGGUAUCGGCAUGGCAAGCGCACCUUGGAGGCUCUCCCCCUGGAGGGAGAGGAUGGAAAGGCCGAGCAUGGGAGGUCGGCUAGGCGUGGUGGUGAUAUGUUAAUGACAUUUGUGAUGACACGUAAUUUGCGUUGCACAUCAACGGAAUGAACUGCGAGCUUAUCGCCUGGAACUGGAUUGUCACAGCCGCAUGCUGUGAACAGUCGUGUGAUUGUUGCAUGCGUAAACACUAUUGUGUCGAAUGUGUUAUUGUGCGCUGCAACUGGUGUUCGCGUACGGCAUAUAGCAGCUUGCAAGUUAUUUGACAUGGUCAGGUUGCGACAUGUGGACAUGUGAAUUGCGACAUACGACAUUGCGACAUAAUGCACAUACCGCCCAAACGCAUCCAAACCCGCCAAACAUAUUGUGUAUGCAUUCAAUAUGCCUCUGGUAAGCGUGGAACGCCGUGGCACACAACAAAACGUGUCUCGGUUGCCACGGUGGUGGUGGCGUGGCGUAGGGUGCGGCCAGUGGGAGGAGCUUGUCGCUACGCUAGCGCAAUACACCGCCGCAAAGCUGGGAGAUGUUACUUAAAUGAGCUCCAGGACGCGUAGCUAUGCAAAUGUGGGCGAGUCUUGGUAUGUCGCAAUGUUGUAUGUCGCAUUUCACAUGUCGACAUGUCGCAACCUGACCAUGUCAAAUAAUGUGCACACAGCCAUAUGUGUGUGUGUGUGUGUGAUCAAGGGGGAAAUUCGCUUGUGCGUGUUCGUGUGUGCGCACGUGUGUGGAGCAUUACGGCUACGGGAAUUACGGGAAUUAUGAGACCCUGAGGGGCGGAUUCAUGCAGGCGCGGUAAGACAUCCUACGGUAGAAUGAGUAGUAGCGCCAAUGGCUGUGGCCUUGCGGCCCCAUGCGGACUCACAAAUCCACACUGAUUUCGGUGUUUGACCAGCUAGACCGCUCAUAUGCUUUGCCAUCAGGAACUACUAAAUGCAGGACUCCAUAAUAAUGCUGCACAUUAUCGGGAAUACGCCACCCUACCCCUCACCUGUCCCAUCGGAUUAUUAAUCCUGUGUCACUGCAUUUACAUGUGGACCUACCGAUGACCUAGGCGCAGGGGCGGGAGGGACGCACCAGCCAACACGCACGGCGUGGGCACAUGCGCGCCACCCCUUGCGCACGUCCGCAGCCGUCCCUGGAUUUUCCAUGCCUGCCUACACAUGCACUGUGCAGCCUGAUGACAAAGCGCAACAUCGGCAGGGGGGUUAAGAAUGUCGUAGGCAUACCCCACCCUUCAAAUUGAAAGAGCUCGACGAGAGCCUUCAGACUCCGCUUUCAGAGCUUUGAUCAGGAUAGUAAUUGCGCAGAUAUGGGCCCCCAAAGUUCAGGGUCGGUCGUCGGUCCUGGGCAAUAAUAUUAAUGUUACUCCCUGCGUGACAGGGCGUGCUCUGAGGAGGCAGGGGCAUGAGGGCAUGAGAGACCACCACAUAAGUGGUCUCCGCCACUGGGCCCCUGUCCCCCAAGGAGAGUGGGUAGGCUGGCAGCGCGCCUAGGCGCGCUGGGCCUGGUGCCUGGUCCCACUCUCACAGCGGGGCGUGCUUUGUUAAGGUAGGCGUCCUGGCCAUGGGUGACUGCAGAGUUCUCGGUUGGUCC
Messenger RNA from Chlamydomonas reinhardtii, 3034 nucleotides. RefSeq lists its product as uncharacterized. The record is from RefSeq and is a predicted model, not a curated record. NCBI's taxonomy places the organism in Eukaryota, Viridiplantae, Chlorophyta, Chlorophyceae, Chlamydomonadales, Chlamydomonadaceae. The coding region runs from base 114 to 827 and encodes 237 amino acids. The transcript is spliced from 7 exons.